GCUGCGAUGCUUUGUGCAAUGAUUUUCAAGGUUAUGCAAUUCAUGUGCAACCCACUGGACUGUAUCAAACACAUUUCUUUGUAUGGGGGCUGUGCUGGAACAGCUGCAGGUUGUUUACAGCAAGAUGAUCAGGACUACAUCUUCUGCAGGUGGCGAGGGAGCUGCAUUGGGAUGAGAAGCUGGGAGAAUAUGACUGGAACAGGAUUGUGCUGAGGAGCAAGAAUGGAUGUGGUGUUUGGAGUGUCGUGGGCUACUUUUAUCAAAAGGAGAUGGGAAGCUUGGUCGCUUUCCACUGAGGAUGCAUUCCCACGCCACUCCUGACGGCCAAGCUGCCCCUCAUUUUCCAAGGUCUCACCUUGCAGAAGCAGUUGCCAAAGCCAAGGCAGGUGGAGGUGGUAGUGGAAGCACUGGUGGAACUGGGAGAGGUCUUGUGGGGCAGAUUAUCCCUAUAUACGGAUUUGGCAUCUUCUUAUAUAUCCUGUACAUUUUAUUUAAGCUGGCUUCCAAGGGAAAAACUACUCCUGCAGAGCGGAAAUGCCCAGCUGCUACACCUGGAAACAUGAAGAGGAAAAUUACUGACUAUGAGCUCACUCAACUCCAGGAAAGACUGAGAGAGACAGAAGAAGCUAUGGAAAAAUUAAUCAACAGAGUAGGACCUAUGUAUGACAGCAGGACUCAAAAUGUUACAACAGACCAGGAAAAAAUGUUGCUUCAACAACUCCGAGAAAUAACUAGAGUUAUGAAAGAAGGAAAAUUCAUAGAUGACAUCUCUCCUGAGAAGGAAGCUGAAGAAGCUCCUUACAUGGAAGAUUGGGAAGGUUAUCCAGAAGAGACCUAUCCUGUCUACGAUAACUCCAACUGCUGCAAGCGCAAACAGGACACAAUCCUUGUAGAUUACCCUGACCUGAGCCAACCCUCUCCAGAAGAGCUGGCAGAAAGAAUGGAGGGCAUGGAAGAUGAGGAGUAUCUUUGUGAUGAAACCCAGCUAACUGAUCUCACCACGGGAAGGGGUGGUCAGAAUUUCACACAGAAAAAGGAUGAGGCGACUCUCAUUGGUGAAGAGAAGGGGAACCUUCGUCACAGCCAAAGCACUGAGGACUGCUGCUGCUGUUAUGGGGAUGAUCCUGCUGUCAUAGCAGAGAAUGCUGGAUUCCACUCUGAGAGCUGCAGUGAAGCAGAAGAGACAACCCAAGAGGACAUGUCUGUGGAGUCAGAAAAUGAAAAUGCAGCACUAGAAGAGCAAAAAGCCAGUGAUGCAGAUGAAACAGGCACACUGAGAAAGCGCAACACGAAAGGGCUUGAUUGAUAGGGAACAUAGUGGAUGUUACCUGGAUGGUAAAGGUAGAGGUCAUAAACUGUCAUUUGUGUGGCUUUUGUUCCCAAUGAGGACUUCCCUAUGUUCAUGUCCUUGUACCAAUUUCAUUCUUGUGGUACCAGUCACAUCAUCUACCUGAACUGGAAGCCAAUGCCCUCUUUCAUGCACUCUCAUCAUGAGUUACCAUGAUGUUGCCAACAGCGCUUUGUCCUUGAUUUUUGAAGCCUGGUAUCUUGGAACACAUGAUGUGGAGCAGAUAUUUGUGACUCUUUCCAGUUCCAAAGGAACAGUCCUUGCUUUUGCCCUUUGUCAUCCCAGAGUUAACCAAAUGUCUCUUCUGACUUUUUCAAAAAUAUCUGUGUGCUACCAGUUAGGAAAAUUAAUCAAAUUCUCAUAUAUAUAUAUAUAUAUAUAUAUGAGUGUACAGGACGCUGGAGGAGAAAGUAUGCCUUCUUUUACCUGAUCAGCAAAACAGAUCACAGUCACACAUGACUUUCUCAAUUGUCAUUGCUGCUGUACACCCAAGGAACUGUUGUCACUACAACCCACAAAAUCCAUAUGCUACCCCAACCCACAGCCCAUUUCCCGGUUAUUCUGUGUUGCAGGAACAGUGGCCUAAUCCACGUUGUGUUAGUUGUGUGAGCCAGACUGAAGUGCUGUUGAGUUGUUCUUUGCCAUAGGUGUGAUGAAACUCCCAGGUGAGAGCAGGAAGUGGACUAUAUAAUAUGUGAGAGCACUAAAAAUAUCCCUAGAGAUUAAAAACAAAAAAGGCAGCUUUAAGGUUUGUCUAUAAAAACAGAGAACAGCAUGAGGGUGCCCCUCACACUGAACCCACCCUUCUUCCUGGAAACCUGUGGGGUUUUUUAACUCUUGGAAUGUUGUUGCCACUGUCUUGCUGAGGGGACCCCAGGUAUGGGAUGAGGACAGUGCUGGAGCGACAGGCUCACAAGGGGAAGUUGGGUCCCUGUGCCCAAGGGACAACCUUUCUCAUGCAAGCAACACGGCAGGUGGGAGUGAGCGCCAGGAGAGGAGCCCUCAGCCUCCUCCUUCUCCAAUGUUUCAGCGUUUUUCAGGCCACAGGCCCAUCACAACCAAACCCUGAUGUACGGGGCCACACUCAGCCCCAGUCACAACUGACAUCACAGUGGCUUGGUUGUGGUGUCACAUCACCUCACUGCUCCGGCACUGUAAACGCAGGGCCCCUGAUGAAUACCUGGAAGGAAGAGGAGCUGGAGCAGCAGGGUGGAUGGUGCCCACCUUUGUGCAGGACAGGAGCACAGGGCCACUUCCCGUGAUGGCAGAAGAGGAAGGCAUGUGCCAGGAGGCAGCAGCGGAGGCAGCAGAGGAGGGGGAACAAAAUCACGCCUCUCUCGAGAGCACCGUCACCCUCGCUUCCCUGGUCAAGGCCAUGCAGAACUUGGUUCUGUGCCCAGCAGGGGACAUUGUGCAGCCCAGGGAUAUCGGCAUGCAAGGGAGCAGCCGGAGCAGUGACUGCCAACCUUCACGUGGGACAGCAAAGAGACGCUUCCCACAGCCACCAAAGAAGAAGUCAUCUCCCCUGGGCCUGAAACAUGGCAAUCGACGGUGCAGGAGGAGGAGAGGGAGGAGGAAGAGGACAAAGAAGGGGAAGAGGAGGAGCAUCAGCCCUUGCACCCUGAGAACCAUUGCCAACACUCAAGCAACGACAUCCAGCGCACAGCUCUGGGAACACCGGUGGCCCAACCUCCGCCGCACCUUCAUCACUCAAAAAUAAACGACAAGACAAAGAUAAAAAUGCUGUCAUCCUCUCUUAUUUGGCACUUUGGCGACAGCAUCUGUGCUCCUGUGACCCCUGAAAUAGGAGGCUUUUUUUGGAAACCUUCUGUUUCUGUGUCCACACACUGCUUUGCUGGUGCCACCUUAAGUUCUGGGGUUUUUUAGGCUGUAACAUCAACAAUUUCAGACUGGCUUUUUUAAAUUCAGUAAAAUUAUCAUAAUGAAGGCAUUCAGCCCUAGGAACUUCUUCUUUCCAAAUGUGCCAGGUAAUAUUAUGGAGGUCAUUCUAGGAGUUAGUGUAGAUAAUGCAGCCAUUGGUCAUAGCCAACACAGGAUCACAUGGGGAAGGUGAUCACAGCUUCUCAGGAGUGCCUGGCCAGCACUCUACAAUCGGCCCAGCCUCCACUCCUGUGAUCAGCACAGCCUCCACUUCUGGCCAUCCUGCUGGCUCACUCAUUCCAUCUCCUGGCAUCAACAGAUUAUUUUGCUGAUUGCCACAGGUAGUAUGAGCCCUUUCUUCCCAUCCUCUGCCCCCACGCCCCCUGAAGGGGUGCCAGCUCCCCUGCUCUGAGCCUCAAGAAAAGGGAAGUGAGUUGAAUUGGCUUCCACCAGCCUGCUGUGCUAAGGUGACAGCUGUCCCUCAGAGGGUGACUGGCAUCUCGGGCCUGGAGGUGGGGUUUCUUCAAUCUGAGGACGAGAAGGUUCCCCGAUGAGUGAGUGAAGGUGAAGUCAGACCCUCUGCAGCCUUGCAUGAAGAACAGUAACAGAUCAAGCCAAAAAUGUAGGCAGCUGUUCCUUUGGAGAAGCAGCAGACGGCAGUUCUGCCAGGAAGAAGUGCUGGCCUUCAGCAUGAAGGGCCCUUUUAGCUGCUUCACAAGGAGUUCUUUUCAAGUUGGGAAAUAAAUUAAAAAACCCCAAACCAAUAAACCAAGAAAAUAACAGUAAAAA
Messenger RNA from Pseudopipra pipra, 4018 nucleotides. RefSeq names its product RIC3 acetylcholine receptor chaperone (gene RIC3). Gene Ontology annotation, cellular component: neuronal cell body; intracellular membrane-bounded organelle; neuron projection. Gene Ontology annotation, biological process: protein localization to cell surface; synaptic transmission, cholinergic. The coding region runs from base 227 to 1306 and encodes 359 amino acids. NCBI's taxonomy places the organism in Eukaryota, Metazoa, Chordata, Aves, Passeriformes, Pipridae. The transcript is spliced from 8 exons. The record is from RefSeq and is a predicted model, not a curated record.